Cladophialophora yegresii CBS 114405 is the source of this 1068-nucleotide messenger RNA. RefSeq lists its product as uncharacterized. The transcript has a single exon. Lineage: Eukaryota; Fungi; Ascomycota; Eurotiomycetes; Chaetothyriales; Herpotrichiellaceae. Gene Ontology annotation, cellular component: nucleus; transcription factor TFIID complex. The record is from RefSeq and is a predicted model, not a curated record. Gene Ontology annotation, molecular function: transcription coactivator activity; protein heterodimerization activity. Gene Ontology annotation, biological process: RNA polymerase II preinitiation complex assembly; transcription initiation at RNA polymerase II promoter. Bases 1 to 1068 code for a protein of 355 amino acids.
AUGGCGAGCUCUCCUCCAGCUCCAUUCCCUACAAGCCUGCCAAAUCCCAAGAAGCGCGCCUCUAUGAGCUCACAGACCUCGGCGCAAGGCGCGGCCAAGAGACCCAAACUGCACCCACUCCGUCAAACAUCAUUCCCCGCGCAAGAUUCGAGCGGACGCUAUGGGUCCGCAGUCACAAGUGCUCGCUCUGAGACUGGUAGUGUCGCCAACAGCCUUCUUUCCGGACUGAGCGGCAAAGUGAAAGGCCGUGGGAGGGGAAGGCCCAGGAAGUCGGCUCAACUUGAUCAAGACGAAGCACGCUCUUCCCACCAGAUUCCCGGCGAUACGACAAGCCAGAUUGACGGCAAUGAAAGGGGAGCACAUCGAGGGACGAAAUCCGUGGUCAGCGCCCGGUCAGGCGCAGCUGAACAGGAAGAGGACGAUGAGGGUGACAUUGAUGAAUUGGUUGAGAACAUGGACGAGCAGGAAAGGCGGCAAGCCGAAGAAGAAGAAAUUCGUCAAGAGCAGCGUCGAGAACGGCUUGCCGACACUCUCGACUCAGAUCAGUACGCAAGGUACAACCAGUGGCGGGCGCUCUCACUCAAUAACUCCACCGUUAAACGACUUGUCAACUCGAUCGUAUCGCAGUCCGUGACUACGGCCCCUCUACAAGCGAUCAGGAUCUACGGAAAGUGGUUCGUCGGCGAGAUUGUGGAGAGAGCACGUGAAGUCCAGAUUGAGUGGGCGAGGGCAUAUGAGGAUACGAGAAGGGAGGAGCGAGAACGACGAGAAAAGGAGUUGCUGGCUUUAGGAGAGAGGCAAAAGGAAGGCAACGGCGCCGACCCUCAGUCGCGAUCGAUCGCCCGGGACAUCGAGCGACUGAAACGGGAGGUCAAGGAAUACAUCCCUAACCCCCACAAGGGGGGACUAUUACCGGAUCACCUCCGAGAAGCUUUACGCAGGUACAAGCAUGACGGUGAAGGCGGAGGUGUAGGGUUUCAGGGCCUGAGCCAUGGUUUACUGGGAGUCACCGGGCCUGCUGCUUGGAGAGUCGGAGAUGGUGCUUCUGGGAGGCGGCUGUUCAGAUGA